AUGGAGGGAGAUCCAGAGGAAUCAGAUGAGGAUCUUCAAGAAUCUGCUGUGCUGUGGGAGAAGUGCAUCCAGCAGAGCAUCUUUGUCGACCUAAGUGAGGAUGAAAGUAUCCACCUCAGUGAUUUGGAGAAUUCUUUAGCUUUACAUCUCUCCCAGGCAGAGUCUGCUGCCUCAGAGGCCAGCAUCCAUCUCAGUGGGAGCUCAGAGCUGUCAGCCUUGGAUGACACCUCCUCAGAGUCCAGUACUGUGAGCAGUCAAAGUGAGAGGGUGGUAGAGAACAAGACCAAGAGCAGCGUGUUGUGUGUGUCUGCCCAAAGACCAAACACCAUGCAACAUGAGCCACCCUUAAAGCGGGGGUAUGAGGACCCAGGGCAAAAUACCAGUGACGAGGACCAGGAGGACCUACCUUAUGAUGGCGACCUUGGAAGCCUCUACUUCAACCAGACUGCUAGCUCUGAAGGCAACAUGAGCUUGGAUGGAAGAAAAACUGUUCAUGCAAGUCCUGAUGUUCCUGGUCUGCUUGAAUUGACAAAAACAGAUAAAGAUGGUACCUGUGAACGUUUGGUUUCUGUUAAGCACAAUGCUGAGAAACGAGCACUUUUGCUGCAAGAGGAUGCCAACACCAAACAGAACAACUUUUUUGAUGCUUCUAAGCCAAGCGAGGUUGCCCCAUUGUGUCCUCGUUCGACAGACAUUAACCAGCUGUUGCUGCGACACUUUUCCCAGGAAGAGCUGCUGCGGCCAGGCAGGCUGAUUGAGGCAGAGACCCUACCGGAAGUGUCCCUACUGGAGAGCAUGGAUGACACUGUUUUGAGAUGGGCUCCAACAGACAACAGCACAACAAUUAAUAUCAACCACUCAGAGAAGCCUGCUUGUAAAUCUGAGAUGAAUCGGAAUUUCUUCUCUGGCUGGACUGAUGAAAAGAGUCAUGCUGCAUCAAAAAAUUCAAGUGUAGAGGAAGAGGCUGAAAGGGAAAUACAUAAUGUCGCCUCUGCUGUUGAGAGUAAUGCAUCUAGCUGUGCAAGUAUAGUUUCAAACCAGAGCAGUAGGGAAAACGGCAGCGUAGAUCUAGUGAAGCAGGACAAGUCUGAAGAGGAUGAUCAGGUACAGAGAGUCCCACUUGUGCGCACCAGGUCUUUCAGUGAGAUGAAGUAUGGUCAAGGCCAAGUCCAUUACCCCCUCCCUGACUUCUCAAAGGUUGCCCCUAAGGUAAAAAUCCCCAAAGCUCCAAAUGGACCUACCAGACCCGUUCCUCAGAACCCCAGCACCAUGCACAAAGCCCAGUCCUCUCCAGGAAUAUUAGAGGUGAUCACCAGAGUCCUGGAGGAUUCAGUCCAACCAGCAGAGAAGUCUUAUGUCUUCAAAGAUGAGGAGAAGCAGACUCCUCCUGCACUGGUGCAUCAUCUGCAGGCUGAAUAUGAUAAAUUAUUAACCAAAUAUGCUGAGGCAGAGAACCUAAUUGAUCAAAUGAGACUAGGAACCAAUCCUUCCUCAGACCUAAUACUUUAUUCAGAGUGUGAUGAUGAUCAUCAGAGAAACUUAGCUGAGGGAAGCCAUCUUGGAUCCUUGGCUCCUCAUCUUCCCCCAUCAGAAAACUUUAGUGAAAAAAGAGGAUCAGCCCCCAAGAGCAUUAUUAAGGAGGAGGUGAACACAGCUUCCUCCAGCCAGCCUGGGGAGGGUCCCAGUGAUGGGGAAAGAAUGACAGCUGAGCUGAGCGACAUCAUCAGCCCUUUCAUGCAGAAGGUUGAAGAAUUUAAAGUGAGUGUAAGCAACAUGUCAGUAAGCACAGCAGAACAGCAAAUGAUAUUGAGGAGCAUGAUGGAGGCUCAGGACCAGCUGGAGAGGAAAUACAUCAGCAAGAAGGAGGAGCACAGGGCCCUGGAGAUGCAGAACUACAUGGGUCUGUCCAGGAACACUGGCACCUUUGACUCAAACAGGCUGGUGGAGGGAGACAUAUUCAGGAUAGGGAUGCACCUUGAAGACAUAAAGGAGAUGAUAGACAAAAACGUGUAUGAGCAGAUUUCUCCACCCCACUCAUCCUCUACUCCCACGCCCAUGAAUGAGAGUCUACAUGUGAGGCCCAGUCCUCUCUGCAUGCCCACAGCCUUACCUCCACCAUCCCUGCAUGAGGGUCCAUGUGCAGGUUUUUCCACUGUGAGUUGUAAGAUGCAGAUACAGAAAGAGGAAGAAGAAGAAGAGGAAGUUGAGGAGGCCAUUGAAAUGCAUGGAGAUGGCGGAUUGGAGCAAAGCAGAGAGCUCAUAACCACUGACUCUGUACCAAAAAAUACUGGAUAUAACACCUGCCAUUCACGCUCACAGGGUUCUCUGGAGAGACUAGCCAUCCUGACAGCUGAGGACGAGGAGGAGAGCAUCUCUGUCUUGUCAGAGGGGAUAGAUCAUAGCAACAUCUUAGCUUAUCUGAGUGGAACCUGCUCAACCUCAAGACGGAGGGAGUCACCUGAAAGUCGUAGCACCCUUGAUAGUGUCCUUGUACCAGAGGGCGAAUGCGAUCUGGUUGACUGUGUGAGUCUGGCUGUGGAGGUCUCCUCUUCCUUUGAUGAACCCAAAGACUCAGAUACCCACAGCCUCUCUGAGCCUCCUCUCAACACCCCAUGUGCCUCACAGAGGAUUGUGAGCCCAGAGACAGACAGUGGAUUUGGGAGCUCUUACUUGAAUCAAUCAGCCUCUGGACCAUUUCAACCGACUCUGCUCACAGACAGUCUACCAUCCCAUAAUGAUGGUUUAAGUGGCUCAGACAGUGAGGGCUCCUGCUCCAACCUGCAGACAGCCUUCCAUUCAGCCUCACUGAACAGCCAGCGGUGGGCCAGCCCCCACCCAUCUGUUCAAACAGAGCCCUGUGGUGCAGCAGCUGCAGUGGAUCUGUGGGUUGAGAGAACCACUAAAGAGCCUUCAAUCAGGCUACAGGGAUCUGAUCCCAGCCUGCCUGCACAGCCCCAUCACCACGUUUCUGAGCCAGCACUCAGCACCACCAUGGAUACAGAGGAGAGAGGCAGCCAAUUGUAUCCCUGCUCUUGUAAUAGUGAGGCUAUCCUGGCCUUGCAGUCAGAGGUGUCCAGGCUGAAGAAGGACCUGGAGGAGGGCUUAGUCCAGCUGCCUCACUUAGCACAGAGGAUGGACUAUCUAACCUCCAAAUACAGACAGGAUCGUCAGGAGCGCAGGUCUAAAACCAGACCCAGGACCUACCUAAGACCAGCCUGUAACAGUCCAGCAAGAAUAGAGGAUUGGAUUUCUUCAGACAUGGACCCCAGCAAGAGCAAAGGUACAGAAAGUGGUGAUACAGCAGGUUCUGAGAUCAUGUCGCAGUUCCACAAUUCACCUAUAGGGAGCAGAAGAGGCAGCAGUGCACACUCUGGACCUGAGUUUCAAUUCAAACUGCAGGGGACACUGCAGUCCAACAGAGGGACGGAAGGAACCUGCUCAGUGAAAACUUCUGCCUUGACCAGCUCCAUUUUAAAAGGAAGGGGAGCUUCUGACAGCCAUGCCAAUCAUGUACCUACUGUAGUAUGUCUCACAUCAGCAGCCACCAUGGAGAGGUGGUCUCUCCUGUCUUCUCCAUCUCUCCAGAAGCCACUCCUCCAGGUCAGCUACAGCUCUUCCUGCAGCCUACCUGCCAGCUAUAAAGUGAGGGAGCCGCCGCUGCACUCCGCGUCCUAUCAAAGGAAACGAUCCACCCAGUCAGACACAGCACUUCUGCCCAGCAAUGUGUACUUUCAGCAGACACUGUCUCCUGUCACAGCGCCCUCAAAGACUGUCAGCAGGACAGGCAGACGCAGAGGGAGCAAGGAGGAAGAAAUGAACAGGACUCUGGAUCAGGCUAUUGAAGUGGCCUACAGCAUGAAGCGGACCACCGACCACAUGGCCAAGAGACUGUCAGCUGACCUGGCCAAAGCUCAGCUCCACAGGAAACUGCACAACACGCAGCCACUGGGGGGCAGAAAACACCAGGCAUUAUAACACCCAGGGUACACAUACAUACAUAUCAGUCAUCAACAAUCUGCCAAUCCCUGUGAUAAAUGAUGCCUAAUAUAUCUUUGUCAGAGGGAAUAUCUCUGAUUUUGUAGUUAUUUACAGACCUGUUUGUGUGAAGUUAUUGCUUUUGUACAUUAUUGUAUUUUUAUAAUAGGCAGUAAAGCCUGAAAUCACCUGAUAACAUUGUAAAAAUAAAAUGU
Molecule: messenger RNA, 4190 nt
Organism: Toxotes jaculatrix (banded archerfish)
Lineage: Eukaryota; Metazoa; Chordata; Actinopteri; Toxotidae
Exons: 21
Coding region: 1-3975 (1324 amino acids)
Source: RefSeq, a predicted model, not a curated record